Messenger RNA from Pteronotus mesoamericanus, 5178 nucleotides. It is a transcript of the gene MARVELD3, whose product is annotated as MARVEL domain containing 3. Gene Ontology annotation, cellular component: membrane. NCBI's taxonomy places the organism in Eukaryota, Metazoa, Chordata, Mammalia, Chiroptera, Mormoopidae. The transcript is spliced from 3 exons. The record is from RefSeq and is a predicted model, not a curated record. Bases 62 to 1192 code for a protein of 376 amino acids.
GGGAAACUUGUGGUGAUUGUUGCCCUCGGGUCGCUCCGGGGCGGGGACGCGGCAUCGAGCCAUGGGAGAUACGUCGGGGACUCGCGAACCCCGGACUCGGCCGAGAGAGCGGGACCCAGCCCGGCAGCCCCGCCCGGACCGAGACCGCCACCCCGAGCGACAGCGGGACCGAGCCGGGGACCAGCGCAGGGAGAGAAGCGGGGACGAGCGAAGGGACGGGGACAGGGACAGGGGGCGGAACCGAGACCCCCGCCAGGACAGGCACAGGAUCCGGGACCAUCGUCCUGAUGAACAAAGAGUUUGGGAAAAGUCCCGCCAAAGCCGCACGCGGGACGGACCCCCGCGGCCCACCUGGGACGCAGCCCCGCCCCCCUGGCCGGCGCCUUGGGAAACCCCGGAGUCACCGCCCCACAGGAAGGAGGGCGUCGCGCGCCGCGGACCAGAAAGUUACAGCGAACCCACUUCGGGGAGAUACCUGCCCUCGAACCCCAGACCUGGACGAGAGGAAGUGGAAUACCACCAGUCAGAGGCUGAAGGACUCCUAGAAUGCCACAAAUGCAGAUACUUGUGCACUGGAAGAGCCUGCUGCCAAAUGAUGGAGGUUCUCCUGAACUUGCUGAUCCUGGCCUGCAGCUCUGUAUCUUACAAUUCCACGGGGGGCUACACAGGCAUCACCAGCCUGGGGGGCAUUUACUAUUACCAGUACGGAGGGGCUUACAGUGGUUUCAAUGGUGCUGAUGGGGAGAAAGCGCAGCAGCUGGACGUGCAGUUCUACCAGCUAAAGCUGCCCGUGGUCACAGCAGCGAUGGCCUACAGUGGCGCCCUCAUGGCCUUCUCCUGCCUCGUCAUCGCCAUGGGCGUCCUGCGGGUCCCGUGGCAUUGCCCUCUGUGGCUGCUGGUUGAAAGCUUGCUGGACGUGGUCAUCGCAGGGGCAUAUGUGCCUGCUCUGUACUUUUACUUCCACUCGCUCUCCGCUGCCUAUGCCUCUCAUGUGUGUAAGGAGAGGGAGGCGCUGUACCAGAGCAAGGGCUACCAUGGCUUCAACUGCGCUUUCCACGGGGGAGAUAUAGGAGCUGGCAUCUUUGCUGCCCUGGGCAUUGGGGCCUUUGCCCUCGGGGCUGUGCUGGCCAUCAGGGGUUACCGAAAGGUCAGGAAGCUCAAAGAGAAGCCUGCAGAAAUGUUAACAUUUUAGGCUUUUUAAAAAGUUCUACCAAAUAUAAGUGAUGUUGCCAAAUAUGUAAGUGAUGUAAGCUGCUCUGAAUCAUGGUCUUUCUUGGGACAUGUUGUAGAACUUGCCCAGGCUUGAAAGGUAACAGGGCAGCUUUGGUAUCUUGGGUGCAGCUCCAGGUUACAUGGACUGUUAUUCUCUUAUGUAAUAAGCCUGGUUCUGGAGUCCUCUGUUGGUGAGGGACUAACCAAAAUUAUUUUUAAAACAAAAACCGGAGCCCAAGACUCACAAGGAAAAGGCAUGUGCUGCAGCAACAUGUACUUCUUGAUUAAAUAAAGGGAGAUAACGAAGUGAAUUUAAAGAACCUUAUCUUCAAAGUUCAUGAAAAGCCACAUAGACAUGAAACAUUUCAGCCUGAACUCUUCUAAAACACGUCUGUCUUAAGCAGAUUAGUCCCAAAUUUUUUCCACUGAACUCUGCAGUCCUUCACUUCCUUAAUGCUUUGGACAGAGGGGGUGGGGGUCCUGGGGAGAAAACUCCUGUAAAAUUUAGGUUGGAGGUAGGCGUGGGCUGAGGAAACAGGAAUCAGAUUAAUUCACUGGGUUGCAAAGAAACUAUUCUAACAAGCCCCUUACCAUGGGCUUGAAAGCUCAAUAAGUGUUUUGUACCUCUUAUAAAUGUACCAUUGUAUGAAGAAUAACACCCGACAUCUGGAAUUCAGGAUCUAUCCAGAAUAAAAGAAUGUAAACUCUUUCCCAAAAGAAGAAUUCUACUUUUAGCCAGACAACUUCAUGGGUUCUUAAUUACAUGCUAAAUUAUGACUUAUAGUCCAUUACAGUAUAUUCUUGGUACAAGUGAAUAUGUUCUUUGCCCUAUGAGACUCUAAUAAAAAUCCAAAGAAAAUGUUAAUUUUCUCUUUACAUUUAGUAUGAUUCUCUUUACAUUUAUAAUAUUAUUCCCUUGAAUACAGGCAACCUCACAUUUAAAAGGUGGUUUUCAUUUGGGUUUAGAAAAGGGAAUAAGUGUAUGUGUGUACUUGUAUAUGAUUAGAAAAUUUCUUGGAUAAGAAAGCAUUAACAAUAUUUGCUUCUGGAGAGGAGAUUUAAAAUUUUUCAUUUAAUGCAUGGCUGCCCAUGCAUUAGUUUUAUUUUAGAUAAAAAAAUAAUUUGACCUGCUCUGCUGUUUUUUCACAUUUGCAGUGCAAAGACAGAAGUAGGAGUAUAGGUAAGCAGAGUAUUAAGUGAUCAGCCGCAAAAGCAGCAUCACUGAGAAAGACGCUAUUUACAAAUCUCACAUCUCUGUCAGUCUCCAUUUCCCUCUGGAGAGCCCUCUGCUCUCUUCCAAGCGACUUGUUCCAUCUCACCAUAGAAAUACACCGCUCUCUCUGGCCAGCCUCUUUCUUCUCUCCGAUGUCUGUGACUCUUUCUGCGCCAACAGCAUGCUUGGAAAUACCUGAGCCUGACUGACAUUAAUAGCUGAGCCAGGUCAGGCCAGCUGGAACUGUGGCAUUAUUCAGUGGCCAUAUUCCUUCAACAGACCCAGUAUCACUGGACCCGGCAACAGGCCAUUAUUCCUCUCAGUUGUCACAGUCAGUGGGUUGGUUGACAAGAUCUAGGUUUAUUCCAUUUCAGCCUAGCAGAUAUUUGCUGCACGGAUUAUGAGUCUGCUGUUUUAACAGAAUCUGUCCCAGGAGGCAAUGUUCAGGUUUCCACACCUUGUACUGGGACGGUGUUCCUUUCUCUCCUCGGGGGGUGAGAUGUUAACAUGUGCAUAAAAGGAACACCAAGGCAGAGAAAGGUGAUGCGUAGGGAGAAUUCACUCCCUGAGGAUUAGAAUGAUGUCUGGGUCAAGUCACUCAGGAGUGGCCAGUAGUUUCAGUGCCUGGGCAGAGAGUGGGUAAUUCCCAUCUGCUGUUCUUUUCAGAUUUAAAUGAGAGGAAUGUAGCUUCUCUACCGUCAGAGCCCUCGACUGCUAUGUCCCGUGGACCUCCUAGGAAUUCAUGUUGGCCCCACAGGAGAUGGACCCGCAAGCCCAGUAGCUGUUGCCUAAGUAUGUUAGAUAGAGAUGCUGGUCUUUAGUCACCCAGUUCAUGAACAGUGUGGUGCACCUAGUGUAUUAGAGGGUUUUCCUGAUUUCUGAGAAGCUGUGCUUUCCAUAAAUUCGUCCUGCUCUUAAAUCUGUCAUUAAGACCCUUCCAUUUUUUAAAUGUUAUUGAGUAGCAUCACCAUCCACUUGUGUAACAUUUUAUGAUUUUCCAAGUAUUUUCAUGUUCUUGCUUUCAUUUGGGCCUUGCCAUGUCCUGUGGGGUAAGACAAGCAGGCACUAUCUUCAUUUGACCGUGAAGUACCUGAGGCUUAUAGACAGUGAUCACAGACAAGGUCACAAGGCAGUGAAUGUAGGGACAGGAAGCUGGUGUUUCCACUCUAGAUUCAUAUGCUUUUCUCUUAAUUUGAUCUCUGAACCUUGAGAGAAUGGCGGGAGACCUUCUCGCAGAAGGAUACCUCAAAGAGCCUGGGGCCUCUGUCAGUUACAAAUGAGGGCUGACCUUGGAUGAGAAGACACUCAUCUCCUUUCACCUGUGGCUCCCACUGCCUCCUCAUGCCACUUGUAGGUUCCUUGAACUGGUAAGAAUGCCUGAGGAGACAGCCUCGGUGUCCCUACUUAGGAUCCUGAAUAGUCUGGUACAUUCACACAGUGCGGUUGGAUGGAGGCCACACAACAAACAAUGUGGACACUGCAGGAGCUGAUCUGAAAACAUCUCUGGGAAGAAUAAAUGAAAAAAAAAAGAUGGAAAAUAAUACAUGGGGCGACCUGCCAGGUUUCUGGCUGCCAGGGCUGUGGUGCGGCGGGGGGAUGGGGGGGGCAUGGAGGAACACCUGGUGGUGGCGGUGGCAGGAGGCAGCCUGGAGGGGCCCCGGGAGCGGCGAGGCCCGGGCGACGCAGUGAGUCUGCAGCAGAACCACCGGGUGCAGCCUGCGCCCGCAGACCGGCUGCCUGAGCACUCAUACUGGCUGGACCUCUGGCUGUUUGUUCUGGUGGACCUGGGCUGUUCCUGUUCGUGUGCCUGUGGCUGUGGUGGACCACCUGAUACCUGCUUUAAGGUGCUGGCUCCUGGACUGGACUCUGAAAAUAACUACAACUUCUUCAACAAAGAAGACAGGCAGGAUUGUGCAACAGAAUUUCAAACUCGAAGGGACCUUCCUCUUGUCUUACAGAUGUGUUACUCAUUCGGGGACUAUGUUAAAUGGGUAAUGAUCUUACCGAUUCAUAGCUAAGUUCUUACAACUAGGGAAAAAAAGAAAAUAACAUAUAGGGUGCGCUUCCUUACGGAAAAAAGCCAGGAAAGGGGGUGUGAAAAGCAGGUUUGAGUGUGCUUUUACCUGCACAAGGGAGCGCUCUGAGGUGUAGUAGAAAAUCAUGGACAUGGCUGGGGGUAGAGAACAGGGUGGACAGGGCCGGGAGUGGUUUUUCUCAGUUCAUACCUUUUUAUGUCAUUUUGAUUUUUAAAAACUUUAAAAUGUGAAAUAUAGAUUCAUGUUGCAAAAAAUUGUACAGGGAUCCUGUACCCUAAACUCAACUUUUCCAACGGUAACAUCUUGCAUAACUAUAGUGUAAUAAAAUCACACCAGGAAACUGAUAAGCUACAGAGCCUCGAUGCCACCAGUUUUACAUGCGCUCAUGUGUGUGUGUGCAGUUUUAUCACAUGUAGAGUCAUGUGACUGCCAUCAUAGUCAAGUAUAAAACUGUUCCAUCAUCAGGCAUCCUUGUGCCCCCUCUUUACUGUCACCCCCGUCCCCAGUAUCCACAGUCCGUUGUCCUCCAUCUCUACCCCUUUGUCAUUUUGAGACUGCUACAUAAAUGGAAUCAUACAGUGUAUAACCUUUUGAGACUGGGUUUUCCCCCCCCCACUCAUCAUAAUUACCUUGAGAACUAUCCAAGUUGCCUGUAUGAACAGUUUGUUCCUUUGUAUUGUUGAGUUGAAUAUUCCUUGGUGUGGAUGUGCUGGAUUG